Messenger RNA from Paramormyrops kingsleyae, 2280 nucleotides. RefSeq names its product aquaporin-1-like. Lineage: Eukaryota; Metazoa; Chordata; Actinopteri; Osteoglossiformes; Mormyridae. Gene Ontology annotation, cellular component: membrane. The record is from RefSeq and is a predicted model, not a curated record. Gene Ontology annotation, biological process: renal water transport; carbon dioxide transmembrane transport; hyperosmotic response. Gene Ontology annotation, molecular function: carbon dioxide transmembrane transporter activity; glycerol transmembrane transporter activity; water channel activity.
AUAAGUUGUUCUGCCCAGUGACUUAUGAGUACAGUAUGAUACCCUGUGUUUUUACUUCUUUCCUUUUUUAAGACACUCCCCCCCCCCUAUUGCACCCUCCGGUAUAUAAAUUCUCCUCGAGAGGAUUACUCACUAGAGACAGUGGAGGGAACUCCCAAGGACACAGUCAUGAGUAAAGAGCUGCGGAGUAAGACGUUCUGGAGGGCUGUCUUUGCCGAGCUGCUGGGUAUGACCCUGUUCAUAUUCCUCAGCAUUGCUGCUGCCAUAGGAAACCAAAACAAAGAUGGUCCUGACCAGGAGGUCAAGGUGGCCCUCUCUUUCGGCCUGGCUAUAGCAACCUUAAACCAGAGCCUGGGCCAUGUGAGCGGCGCCCACCUGAAUCCGGCUGUCACCUUGGGGCUGCUAACGAGCUGCCAGAUAAGCAUCCUGAGGGCCGUGAUGUACAUCCUGGCACAGAUGCUGGGGGCGACCGUGGCCAGUGGCGUUGUUUACGGAGUUAGACCCAGCAACGUCAGCGGACUGGCCGUCAACACCCUAAACAGAAUCACCCCAACCCAAGGCAUUGGCAUUGAGCUACUGGCCACCUUCCAGCUGGUCCUGUGUGUCAUAGCAUCUACCGAUAAGAGGCAGCUUGGCGCGGGGAUCGUGGUCCCGCUGGCAGUCGGCCUUUCAGUAUGCCUCGGACACCUGGCUGCAGUCAGCUACACAGGUUGUGGUAUAAAUCCUGCCCGUUCCUUUGGUCCAGCUGUUGUUACGGGCAACUUUGAAAACCACUGGGUGUACUGGGUGGGGCCUCUGUGUGGAGGUGUCAUGGCUGCCCUCGUUUACGACCUUGUCCUAUGCCCCAAACUUCAUUUGUCUGACCGUGUGACGGUUCUGCUCAGUGGUCGAGGUGGGGAGUGCAGCAUCACCAAGCCAGAAGAAAUGGCUGAAAUUGAAGUGCCAUCCAAGGUCUGAAAUAUCUUAAAGUGCCGUAUUAUAAUCUAUGUAUUAGCAUCAUGUGAUAGUCAUGCUUUAUUAUGUACUUUGGAAUUCGGGGGUUAAGAGCCUUGCUCAAGGGCCCAAUGGAAAAGUGUCUAUUCAGCUGAGGACGGGAUUCAAACCAGCAACCUUCCAAUCAGGGGCACAGAAACCUAAUCACAUAAUCACACACAACAGUACGACAGGUUGAACUGGUUUAAAACAAGUAAAUGAUUUUGCAGUAUGUUAUAUAUAUGCGCAACCCUCAGUGGAUAAUUUGUUAUUGAAAAUACAGGGAUUACUCCAUUUGUGUAUUUACUUAGGUUGCAAAAAAUAAGUAAUAAUUUGGUUUCUAUGUUACUUGUGCAGUAAAUUUGUUUGUUACCUGCAAAUUUCUUGUUGGUUUCUGUCAGUACGCAUUAUGUAUUAUACUUUGGAACACAACAUUCUUGCAUUAUGGCACAUUUGACUUGAAAAGAAAUGAAGAUCUCUGUGAUCUGUUCCAGUUUAUAAUUCACCGCUUGUGUUAUGGAGCGGACAUAUGAAGUGUAUAUUGUGUAUGAUGAAAUGAUGAAAGUGUGCCACUUGAAUAACUGAUUUGAAAUGCAAUCAAAUGCAAUCAAACACCCUUAAUCAGUUUCAAAUAUAAUAAGGAAAAACAUAAGGUACAUGCAAACAGACAUUGUUCCUCAUCAAGGUUAUAAUCUGGAGACAGUAGGGCCCACCAAAUCCUUCUCCGUCCAAAACUUAUUACAUAGAUGUAUUACAUAGAUGUAUUCAUGCAUCACAGGUGCACUCAGUAAAUGAGUAGCUUGGAUUACUCAAACCAGCAAAGAAUCUGGUUUAACGCUUAACACUUAAUGCUAAUGUUCAUGAAACACACAUUACAGCAACUUAGACUGAUUUCCCUUAAGAAGCCAUGUUUCUCUGGGCUGCUUGUGGAAGUUUGAUUAGCAAAAUGACCUUCCGGCUUGCAAAAGCAUUUCACUCCACUAUACUACUACAAAGACAAUUGUGAGGUUCCAGCUUGAAACAAAUUACUUUUUGCUAAUGUGCAGAUAUACUCCAGGCUCUGGGGCUUUAUGAUAGCCACAUGCUAACAGCAUUGUCACAGCUCUUACUCUGGUUCAUUUCCACUGGAAAUAUAGCAGUCAGAUACACUUAUAGGGUUUAGUGCACAUGAACUGUGUCUAUAAAGGAGUUACUUUUCUGUUGUUUUUCUCUAAAAAUGCUGAGCAUUUUAACAGGACUACCAGUGUGUUUUCUAGUUUUGUUUUGUAGCUGUUGACAAAGAAUGUUAUAAACCUUGUUUGAACCAUA